Messenger RNA from Paramuricea clavata, 780 nucleotides. The record is from the annotation of a GenBank genome assembly. Lineage: Eukaryota; Metazoa; Cnidaria; Anthozoa; Malacalcyonacea; Plexauridae.
AUGAAAUGCAAAAACGAAUAUUGUAAAAAGAAAGACGAAUGGGCUGAAUUUGAGAAACGAAUGGGCCUUAAAAGAACCGAAGGUCGGGAGAAAAAGUCUUGUGGCGUAAAAGUCGUCAGUAGCUUCAGGUCGGUUAAAGAAAUAUGAACCAUUGGUCACGAGAGAUUUUGUGCCUUUCGAAGAUUAUGACGAACUAAGCAUUGACAAUAUAAAAGACGCUUGCGAACGCUUCUACAAUGCUCCACAAAACACUUGUGAUAUCCUAGCGUCUGACCGAGGCCUGUCGUGUACCAGGUUUGAACAACUAAAGGGGAAAAAGGUUUUCUUCAUACGCUUUCUACAACCAGAAAAUGAGAGCCAACGCAACGAUGAUAUGUCAAAGAACGAUAAUAUGACAAAACAUAGUUAUGACAAAACAAGCAAAGGCUGGUACGAAGUCAUCCCCAGUAAAGUUCAAGUCAUUCGCUUUGUAGCCCACGGCCACGUGCUCCUGCUACAGUCUUCCCAAAGUCUGUAUCAAUUGGCGAUUUGCUUAAAGCUGGGAAGUUGAUAAAGCCACCAAACGCAUAUAUAUUUAACUUAGAGUAUUUCGAUGUUCACAAAUGCAUUUGGGUUAACGCUUCCACCAUAAAACUUCAGGUUGAAGAUGAAAAGUUCGCAAGUGGCGCUUUUCGAGACGCUUACAAAGCGAAAUGUCUUGAUCCGCCAGAUCUGCGUGGUGAAUGGGUAUUGAAACGGUACCAGGAUACUUCGACAAACACGAUUGGGAAUGUCUGUUGA